UAGCCGGUGUUGAGGAGCAGGAAGAACACUUCGAAGGCUCCCCCCUCAUUGGCAGUCGAUGAUUUCAAACACCUCUAGAAUGUGUGUGUGAAGCAUCCUUAGACUCUCCAACCAACUCACAUCAACUACUGCUGCUUAUUGGGUUCUGUUAAGAUUCCCUCAAGAUUUCAUUGGAUCCACGCUCAAGAGUGCCUGCCCUACCAGGUUUAUUUGACCUUCCUUCAGUGCUAAAGCGCCAACGCCUUCAGACUUGGUCACUGCCUGUAUGCCUUAUUGCCUGGGUCCAUGGGAAGCAUGAGUCUCUUGGGAGCUGGGACAAGAAGAAAACAAGACAUCUUCGCCAGGAAAAGCAGACGCUAAGAGGGCAUCUGAGAUUUGAAGGCAGGGGUUAGAACACAGCCAUGACCGACAGUGGACUCCGAGAUCCUCCGGAGGAUUCUCAAAUGCAUUUGGAAAAUGUCCCAGCAGUCAGUUCUCAGGCACAGAAGACCACAGUCCCAGAGAGUGCCACCAAAGAAGCUCAGUCCCCAGGCCCUGCCUCUGGCCUUAACCAAGGUCCGCCUGGGAUAGAGGAAUUGGGUCCAGGGCGUGCAGACACAGGUGCUCAAUCUGAAGGUCCAGAUGACAUGACGGAUGGGAAACAUCCAGAGGAUGGAAGCAAGCAAGAGACCAACAGGAGUUCCCAGGAUGGAGAGCAGGGGCACCACUUCCAUCCAGGAAGUCCUGGGGAAAGACUCUUGGAUCAAGAUCCUAACCAUUCUCCUGGUGACAUGGUAGGAAGAGCAGGUGCACACCCAGGGAGUCAUUCUGCAGCCCUCCCUGAGGAAGGGCGCAUCAGCACCGCAGCUUCCCAGGAGCCACCAGCCCCAGACUCCCAGGAUGCCCAGGGUUCUGGUGGUCCCAGCACAGGCCUGGAGAGCCAGGGAGCACUGAGGAGGCGGCUAGUGGCACCAGAGCCUACACGUCAUCUGCAAGCAGAACAAAGAUCGGAAGAAAAGGAAAAGAGAACACACAGUGGCAGAAGGCAGCUGUUCCGUUAUGGACACAUCAUUUUUGUCAUCAUGGGGAUAGGCCUGGCUGUCUUUCUGCUCAAUGCUAUCAGUAGUUACUAUUUCUCUCAAGCCCAACAAGUGCACAAAAAUCCGGCUCUGGAGACCUUCCUGGCUCAUUUCACCCAGUUGCAGGAUAAAUUUCCAGGCCAGAGUUCUUUCCUGUGGCAGAGGGGACGCAAGUUUCUACAGAAGCACCUCAAUGUCUCCAACCCCACCGAGCCAGCCACUGUCAUAUUCACAGCCGCCCGGGAGGGGCGAGAGACCCUGAAGUGCCUGAGCUACCACGUGGCGGAUGCCUAUACUUCAUCCCAGAAAGUCUCUGCCAUUCAGAUCGAUGGCGCAGCAAGAACCUGGCAGGACAGUGACAUGGUCAAGCUGUUAGUCGACCUUGAGCUUAGCUCUGGAUUUGAGAAUGGCCGGAAGGCGGCCGUGGUGCACCGCUUUGAAUCCCUUCCUGCCGGCUCCACUCUGAUCUUCUACAAGUAUUGUGACCAUGAGAACGCAGCCUUCAAAGAUGUGGCCCUUGUCUUGACAGUCCUUCUGGAAGAGGAAACAUUGGAAGCCAGUGUCGGCCCAAGGGAAACGGAAGAAAAAGUGAGGGAUUUGCUCUGGGCCCGGUUUACCAACUCUAACACUCCCAGCUCCUUCAACCACAUGGACUCGGACAAACUGAGCGGGCUGUGGAGCCGCAUUUCACACCUGGUCCUGCCCGUCCAGCCUGUGAGGAACAUCGAAGAACAGGGGUGCCCAUUAGAAAGCUAAGCACCGAGUUGGCUAUUGAAGAGGUGGAUUUCUUUUUCCCUAAGCCAGCUUAAAAUCCUUCCAUUUAUGGGGAAGGUGGUUGAUAAAUGCUAGCAAAUGGAGAAGUACAAGUGAGCAUGCUUUAGAAAAAAAUUGCCCUUUUCACUUUUCAUGGUAUUUUUCUAAUCCAUGUGCGACAAAGCUAAAAAUGGACCUGAUUUUACCCCCUCUUUCCCUUUCAGCCUGACAUAUAUAAUUGAGGAUUUUUUUUAAAAUCCAAAAACAUAGCAACAGAGCAUUUGCACAGGAAGAAACCCUUGCUUCCCACAGUAACUACAGAGUGAUUUUUUAUUUUCUUGUGUGAGACUGUAAGGAGUCUUUCCAGUAAUGUUUAGACUCUGAAUAAGGCAAUUACAUUUAUGAAGCAGUGAUCAUGUUUAGGAAAAUAUUUUUGUUAAAUAUUUUUAAGCCCCUCUUAAAUAACCCUGUCAUGGGUUACAUUUUAUGCUAUACUUGCACUUUCGAGUCGUGCGAAACAAGGAACCGGGCAUCAAGCCAUCCAUGCUUACCUAAAUACUGUCCAUCAAGCACUGUGCUUUUAUUCCGUUACUGAGCUGACGUGGAAGCCAUCUAGGAAGAGGGGAGAUUGUUUAUAACCAUUGGAAAGGAAGAGAUUCCCAUCGGCUCUCUCUCUAGUUCAGCUUUCCUGAAUGACUCAGAGCCAUGGUUUUCAAGCUACCUGCAUCCCUUCCCCUUUGAAGGCGAUUAAUUGGGCUUUUGACUAUUUUAUAUUUUGGGUUUUUUAUAAGAUUUCCCUGGAUCGUGGAGGUUUGAAGCUACUGAUUAAGUGGGAAACAUCUUAGAGGAUUAGGAAGUUGGUAGAAACGAAUGAAUGGAUUGAAAUUUAGGAGUAGGAAGAGUGACGGUGACACAGGCUUAAUGUAUAGAAGUGCUGCCUAUGGGAGAUCCAGACUACAUACAGAGGAACAGCAGGUCGUGCACUAGCAUUGACUGGCAUGUUUCUGGUGCUUUUGUUAAUUUAUCUUAUAAUUUCACUCUCCCCUGCAUGGAAUUUUGUAAUCGUCAAGAAUGAGAAUUCGAGUGUCCUUUGAGCAGAAUGGAUUUCAAGAACCAAUCAAAUUGUAGGUCUUAUGUUUCAUAGGGGCACAUUGACCUAGCUUUGCAAACUUUCAUUUGCUGCGUGGUGAUAGGACAUGAUAUCAUGCAGUUCAUUUCAUGGCCAGGUAGUCAGCACUAUUAAGAUGAAAGAAAUGCAGGAACUAUUAUACUUAAGAGGAAAGAGAAUAUUCGCUAGGUCCUGUGAUUGUAAGAAAGACUGAAAACAGUACUUUUGGAGACAGUGGGUGUUGAUUGGCAUCUGAGUUCUGAAAGCAGAAAUCUAGUAAAGUGACUGACCCUCGCCUAAUGAAGGGGCUGUUCUGAUGCAGGGGAAAGCAUUCUGAGGGACUGCCUGGGAAUGUUUCCACUAGGUUUGGGCCUCUUCUGCUUUUAAUGAGAGUGUGUAUGCAAAUGUGUGUGUUCACCCACCAGCUCCCCAGGGGAGAAAGGUGGGACAGUCUGCUCUCUUCAAGAUUACAGCCUUGG
Messenger RNA from Echinops telfairi (small Madagascar hedgehog), 3398 nucleotides. It is a transcript of the gene TOR1AIP2, whose product is annotated as torsin 1A interacting protein 2. The transcript is spliced from 6 exons. Gene Ontology annotation, biological process: membrane organization; endoplasmic reticulum organization. Gene Ontology annotation, molecular function: ATPase activator activity. The record is from RefSeq and is a predicted model, not a curated record. The coding region runs from base 402 to 1814 and encodes 470 amino acids. NCBI's taxonomy places the organism in Eukaryota, Metazoa, Chordata, Mammalia, Afrosoricida, Tenrecidae. Gene Ontology annotation, cellular component: membrane; endoplasmic reticulum.